AUGGCUUCUCAUGCUGUCCUCCCCCUUCCUUGGCUUGCCUGUAUGGUUGCAGUAGCCUUGUUGGCGUCGCCGUCGCCGGCAGCGGCGUCACGUGCCGCAAGGGCCCCUGUCCGCGGUGGCGACCCGACGGUGGGGUUCACGGAGGUGAGCCUGACUGAGGGCAACUUCGAGCUGCAGCACCCCUACGACCUGCCGAGUGGCGACCGGUACAGCUUCCACGGCGACGUCCGGCAGCUGUGGGUGCUGUCCUCCGACAAGCCCCACAGUCCCAAUAGCCACACCAGCCCCAGAACGGAGAUCAGGAUGAGGGGCUACGGCUACUCUUCUGGGGUGUGGCAGUUCGAGGGCUACGGCUACGUGCCCUCCGGCACGACGGGGGUGUCCAUCAUGCAGGUGUUCGGCGGCGCCAGCGGCCACGCCACGACGCUGAUGCUGCACGUCUACGACGGUGCGCUGCGGUACUACCACCGGCAGGUGGUGGAGGACGGCAUCUACGACCGGUGGUUCCGGCUCAACGUGGUGCACGACGUGGGCGCGUCCACGCUCACCGUGUACAUCGACGGCGUCGAGAAGCUGCGGGCACCGGGACAUGGCGGCGACUCGCACUUCUUCAAGUUCGGCGUGUACGCGCAGAGGAACGCCUCCAGCUGCAUGGAGUCGCACUGGAAGAACAUCAAGAUCUUUAGGAAAGAUUAG
This is a messenger RNA of Miscanthus lutarioriparius, 696 nucleotides long. NCBI's taxonomy places the organism in Eukaryota, Viridiplantae, Streptophyta, Magnoliopsida, Poales, Poaceae. The record is from the annotation of a GenBank genome assembly.